AUGGAGACCUCUAACGAAGAUGUUUCUUCUGCUCUCUAUCUAAUCAAGCUUCACCUACUUGGUGAGGUAUCCCCUGUUGCUCUGCCCUGCUUAUCUAAUUCAGACACUGAGGUUUCGUCCUCUCAAUCUCUCUGUUCCCAAUCAACCCGUGAUUACUAUGCAUUAGAAUCGAAACCGCAAACAAAUCGGACGAAACCCUCGCUGGAGAUCUCGCUUCCGAGCAAAAGCAACGCCAAGUGGAUCCAAUUGGGCAAUCCCAAUCACCAGCCGGAUGCAUCAUCGCUCUCCUCCGUAGAGCAAAAUGCGAGUCUCGAAGCCAAAAAGCACUACAGAGGGGUCAGACAAAGGCCUUGGGGAAAGUACGUGGCGGAGAUCCGAGACCCUAACCGGCGCGGCUCGCGUCUAUGGCUAGGGACCUUCGACACGGCAAUAGAAGCCGCCAAGGCCUACGACCGAGCCGCAUUCAAGCUCCGUGGUUCGAAAGCGAUCCUCAACUUCCCACUCGAGGUCGGGAACUCAGAUACAACCCCGGAGUCUGGCGAGAGAAAACGACAUCGUGAGGAGGAGGAAGUGAAGGUAGUGGUCGUCAAGAAAGAGAGGUCGACGGAAUCGAAGAAUACUACCGGUACUUCUUCCACGGAUGUCCCAUUAACGCCGUCUAGUUGGAAGGCGGUAUGGGACGGUGAUCUUCAAGGGAUUUUCAGUAUUCCGCCAUUGUCACCGUUAUCUCCUCACCCAUCCUUAGGUUAUCCGCAGCUUACGGUCAUAUGAAUGUUUGGACUUUGAACUCCCACACGUCGCCGUAUUGAUUAUCUUAUUAUUUAUUUAUUAAUGCGAUGUACAUAUGACGAAGUUUACCGAGAAGGAUUGUUUCAAAAGAAAACAAAGAAGGA
This is a messenger RNA of Carya illinoinensis, 893 nucleotides long. Its product is annotated as ethylene-responsive transcription factor 5-like. Lineage: Eukaryota; Viridiplantae; Streptophyta; Magnoliopsida; Fagales; Juglandaceae. The transcript has a single exon. Gene Ontology annotation, biological process: ethylene-activated signaling pathway; regulation of DNA-templated transcription. The record is from RefSeq and is a predicted model, not a curated record. Bases 1 to 771 code for a protein of 256 amino acids. Gene Ontology annotation, molecular function: DNA binding; DNA-binding transcription factor activity.